CAACUCUAUUCACCCCCCCUCUAGAGUUGCACACUUGUCUAACAAUUGGUAUCGAAGCAGGAAGUUCUUCGAAUACGUUAUUUUUCAGGAACUAAAAGAUCAAAUGGCAUCAAGGAUGUUCAACGCAGGAGUGACCGAGGGACAAUCAACCACGAGGCCACCUUUGUUCGAUGGAACAAACUACUUGUAUUGGAAGGAGAGGAUGAGAAUAUUUAUCCAAUCCAACGACUACAAGCUGUGGUUGAUUGUGAAGAACGGCUGCGGAGUUCCGAUGAAGAAAGUCGGUGAAGUCAACGUUCCCAAAACCGAAGAGGAGUUCACCGACGAAGAUUGCAAAAAGAUGGAGCUCAACGCUAAGGCAAUAAACAAGAUUUAUUGCGGUGUUAAUGCGGAUGACUACCGCAAAAUUUCGCGGUGUGAAACCGCAAAACAAAUGUGGGAGAAAUUGGAGGUCACCUGCGAAGGAACCGCGCAGGUUCGGGAGGCCAAAAUCGAUCAUCUUACUCACGAGUACGAACUCUUCUCAAUGAAGGAAAACGAGAAGAUUGAGGAAAUGUUUGAGAGGUUCUCUAACAUCAUUAAUCCUCUCAAUCUUCUCGAGAAGACCUACACCGACCGAGAGCUCGUGAGAAAGGUGCUGCGAAGCCUAUCCCCCAAAUGGCGUUCAAAGGUGGACGCAAUCGAAGAAGGUUGUGACUUCCAAACAACGACCUAUGAUGCUCUUCGAGGUAAUCUUAUUACCUACGAAACCACCCAACUCUCAAAGGUGGUUGAAGAGAGGAACAAGAGGUCUAUUGCUCUACCCGCAACAACAUCAACCCACAACAACGUUGAUGAUGAAGAUGAUGACAGCGACGACACCGACCUUGGACUCUUUGUCCGAAAAUUCAAGAAGAUGAUGCUCAAGAAGGGAGCCAAGAAGAACACUCCACCCAAAUGCUAUGGGUGUGGUGAAAUUGGACACAUCAAACCAAUGUGUCCGAAGCUCAAGAACGAGAAGGACAAGAGGGCACCGAAGAAGCAACGUGCCUACAUCUCUUGGGAGAACGACGGCUCCGGGAGUGAAGACUCAGAAACGGAGGAAGUGGCCAACUUAUGUCUCAUGGCCAUUGAAGAUGGUGAUACAUCAAAAGAGACAAAAGGGUCUCUUGGGUAUGUGUUCCCGAUCAUGAACAUUUUGAAAGCUUUUGGAAUGCCUUUAAAAGACAUCCACGUCCAAAAGAACCACACUUGGUACAUCGAUGUCGCAGCCUUCAACCGCUCUAAUGUACCAAGGGCCGUGCAAGAAGGAGGAGAAGAAGGAGAAGAAGAAGAAGGAGAAGAAGAAGAGGGUGAAGAAGAACAUGACCCGGAGGGCGAACCGGCGCAUGUCCAAGAAGUCGCUCAAGUGGAAUCAACUCGGCAUUCCUCUCCUACUCGGGUGUCACGCUCUACUUCAUCGCGCCGCGCUGAUCGUUCCAUCCUUCAACGGAUUUUAGACGCCGUGACUUGCACUCGCACAGAUGUGGCGCAUACUCGCAUGGAAGUGACCAUAAAAGGCCAUCGUCUCUCACGGCUUGAGCAGCAGAUGACGGAGAUAGAGCGGCGACCAUAUUUCGGACCGCGUCACAGUUACAGUGGUGGAUCUCGGCCGUCGAGCUCACUUUGACUUCUCUCUCUCUUUAUGUGAUGACUUAUUUAUGACACAUUGUUAAAUAUUAUUUUAUAACUCUUUUGGUGGAUGAUGAUGUUCUUUUGAAUGAUGCUAGUUAUUGUUGUUAAUUGUUGAUGUUAAUUAUGAUUGUGUAUUAAUAUCUUUGUUGGUUUGGCAAUAUUGUUCUUGUUUAGAACAUAUUGUCCCUUUGUGGCUUUUUUACUACGAGUUCUCUUUUAAAGAAAACUCUUGCCAUUCU
This is a messenger RNA of Cuscuta campestris, 1892 nucleotides long. The record is from the annotation of a GenBank genome assembly. Lineage: Eukaryota; Viridiplantae; Streptophyta; Magnoliopsida; Solanales; Convolvulaceae.